AUGUAAGGAAUUUAAUUUGAGAGUAUAGGACACUCAAAAGUAGCUAGUUUGAAUUCAUAAUUAUUUCAUUAAUUAAUUAAAUAAUGUCCAAGAGAAUUUUAAAAAUACAGAAUGUUAGUAGAUACUAUUAUAUUAGAUAAUGAUCCAUAUUUGGCUAAUAUUUUUUGUUAUGGAUGUCAUUAAGCUCAUGAUUUAACAUAAUGUCCAUUUAUAAAUUAUAAGCCUAAUAAAUAUUUUAUAAUUAAUAGUUAUAAAAUUCAUAAAGAAUAGAAUAGAGUGUCAGAUUUCAAAAGAGUAAUAUUCUUUUAUAAUAUGAUAUUAGGAAUUACAGAGAAAAAAGAAGAAAAUAAUUAUUAAAUCAGGAAAUACUUAGGAAGAUUCAGAAUCCUUUGAGUCAGAAGAAAAGGAUAAGGUUACACCUUUCAAUAAAAUUCUUCCUUCAUAAAAUUCUUCAUUAAGUUUAAAUAAUAAUAAUUAUCCAAUAAAUUAACUUGAAUUAAGUUCGGUUCCAUAUGUGAGCUAUUCUCAUAGUGGAUAAACACUUUAUUCUAAAAAAAUGGAUUCAGAUAAUCAUUUUUCUGUUUAAGGUAUAAGCAGCAGUAAUAGCAGUAGAAAAAUAAUUUAAAAUGAAGGUAAAGAAGUAGGGUAAUCUAAAUUCUAAAAAUAUGGUUAAUUAGAAGAAAUGCAAGGAUCAUCUUUUUAAUGCAAUCCUUUAUAGAGAGUUUAGGAUAGUUUAUUAUAAACUAGAAUAAAAUACAAAAAGAAUAGAACAGAUAAAUAAUCACAAUAUUAGAAAUAUUAAACAGAUAUUCAAUAGAAACAAUAAAAACGAGAUUUAAGGAAAAAUUAAACUAUGAUAAGUAAUUAUUCUGUAUUUGAUAAUCAUAAGAGAAGAAGAACAUCUAUAGAAGGUAAUUUUAUGUAAUCAUUUGAAAAAAUUAGUCAGUUUGAUGACUAUUUUCCACAUUACAAUGUAGAUAAAUAAAUAAAUAAUUAUUAAAGAAUUUAAUCAGUUAAUAAAGAUAGUAAUUAAUGA
Molecule: messenger RNA, 1036 nt
Organism: Paramecium primaurelia
Lineage: Eukaryota; Ciliophora; Oligohymenophorea; Peniculida; Parameciidae
Source: the annotation of a GenBank genome assembly